Daphnia magna is the source of this 3232-nucleotide messenger RNA. Its product is annotated as synaptotagmin-10. The coding region runs from base 420 to 2687 and encodes 755 amino acids. Gene Ontology annotation, biological process: calcium-ion regulated exocytosis; regulation of calcium ion-dependent exocytosis; regulation of dopamine secretion. The record is from RefSeq and is a predicted model, not a curated record. Gene Ontology annotation, molecular function: phosphatidylserine binding; calcium ion binding; calcium-dependent phospholipid binding. NCBI's taxonomy places the organism in Eukaryota, Metazoa, Arthropoda, Branchiopoda, Diplostraca, Daphniidae. The transcript is spliced from 9 exons.
CUGCAGGGAAAACUUCGUCAGAAUUAUCCAGUUGCUCGUCGUCGUCGUCGAUAGCCAUUUCAGAAAAGUAGAGUUCUCCGAAGCCGUAUUUAGUGAAAUAAUGUACAAAGGCGAACUACAGGCAGGCAAACGAGAAAGCGAAGCGGAGACGUUGACGACGACGCUACCGGCACCAUGUGUUGAACGCCGGGCUACCAAUCCCCCUUUCUUUCUCACCAGUAGCCGUGAGUAUGAUGAUGAGCCUCCGCGGAGCUCCUCGCAGUAUCGUCUCAUCUGUGGCCACAGCAACAUCAUCAUCAUCGUUCGGCCUCCAAUCGAAAUAACCGGAGGCGCGUGCAGCCAUUUGAUUUGUUAUCGACGUGGGACGAAAUAGCUCAUCGAUUCAUAGACAAAGAGGAAACGAGACAAGCUGCGCCGUCAUGCCCACAGCGGCCGUUUUGGGUGCGGCCGUGGGCGUAGGAGGAGCUUUAUUCCUGACGCUCACUUUGUUGAUCUACCGUUACCAUGCAGCGCAGAAGAAAGAAGCAGCCGAUAACCAUUAUCCGUAUCAUCAUGGCGGCAAGGGUGUCGGCUAUAGUAGUUUGAGCAACAGUUGGUCAACACGGGACAGCUGGGCGCCACCGGCCUCUUCGACGCCAUCCUACAAAGCCACCAGCUGUUUAUUGGAAGAGGAUCAUGGCGCCUGUAAUGGUAGACGUCGUCCACUCCCCAAACUCUAUCUUCCCCUCACUACCCACCAUCAGGGUUUCGAGACUGCGAAUCAUCCGAUUCAACCUCCGGCUCCUUCGCUGCCUCCAUUUCAACAUUGGUGUCCUAACGAGUCGCCAUUUUCCAUACCGAUAACAAUGUCGAGUUCGAGCGGUGGAGGGACUCGUAACAGCAACGCGGCUCCAACGGCCAACAGCAGCAAGAGAACAUCUCCGUUGAAUUAUUUCAGCCUAGACAUUCCGGCCAGUUUAUUGGGUUCCACGGGCACGACAAGCAAUACGUCGCUUCCGCACCAAUCUUGUUCGUUGCCCUUUGUCGCCCGGCUGGUGCGCACUCCUUCAACUUCUUCUUCAACGUCCGGUUACGCUGCAGGUGAUUCUCCUCAUCACGAUUACCAACAGGGCCGUUCGGAGAGUUUGCAAUGUCAACGUUCUCCGUCUCCAUCAUGUCGUCAUCGUUUGGCUUCCAAUCCGACGCCGUUGUUCGGAUCGGGAUCAUCCGGGGGACAUAUCAAUGUGAGCAGUAACAAUUUGAACUUGACGCCGUAUCCAAGUCCGUUGGUGAGUCCGACGCCUUCCUUUUCGUCGCUUCUCAACUCGUUGGCAUCCGUCACUUCAUCGACGAGCAAUUCACCCGUUCCGGCCACUACGACGACGCCGGCUUCGCCACUGGUCAGACGCAACCGAUCGCCAAUGCUCUGCUCGUUGAACAAGAUGAAUUCGGUUCAAUCAUCGUCGUCGACUACGUCCAACCAGAGCCAAGGAUCGACGACGUCGUUGUGCUGCCUGGCGAUGACGUCAACUUCGACUCCGUUCGGAGCACUUCAACCGGAACUCUACAAACGCGAAACGUCCAUUCAUGUCGGAUUGCCGGCCGAUGAUCAAGAUCAUUCGGAUCAUUCAACCAACGAAUCGUCUUUAUCAGACCAUAUUCAAUCGAAUCAUCAACAGUUAAACAGCAGUGCGGGAUCCGUUUCGAUCACGGCUGCAUCGGCGGCAACUCCUCAAAAGGGUAGCGGAGCGGCAAGCGUCCGUAGUAACAGCAACAUUCCUCUCGGAAGGAUCCAUUUCCGCCUGUCUUACGAUUUCGACAAAUCGGAUUUACUCGUCCAUCUCAUCGAAGCUUGUGACUUAUCGCUGACGAUGGCCAGUUUUACGGAUGGAAGCGGAUCGACUUCGUCGUCUGGCGGUAGUUGCAGCAGCACAAGUGGCAUGGCCGCCGUAUCGAGCAGCAAUCCACGGGAAGCGCAUGUCCGUCUUCUUUUGCAACCAGAAGUGGAUCAACGCCGUCGACAAUCUGCACGCUGCCUGCGACUGGGAACCGACACGCAGUGCUUCUUCGACGAACGCUUCAAAUUUCCCGUGUCACACGAUCACCUUGCCGAUAAGACGCUCCGAUUCCAGAUUUGCGAGUACGAUCGAUUUUCACGACCGUGCGUUGUCGGAGACUUGCAUUUCUCGCUGGCCGAUCGUGAAAAUGUCUUUGGGAGCAGCAACACCGGGCCGGGAGUCGACAUUUGGGCGGACGUGAUGCGCAACACGUUGCCAGAUGAAAGCCGGCCGCAGCUGCUCAUCUCGCUUAGUUACCUGCCAUCAGCCGAACGGCUUACCGUCGUUGUUCUCAAAGCUAAGAAUUUGGUGGUGCCCGCCAGCAAAGAAAAUAUUGAUCCAUUGGUAAAGCUCUAUCUUAUGGUUAACGGCAAACGAUUGAAGAAGAAGAAAACGGAGUGUCGUAAAGGAACAUGCCAUCCAGUUUGGAACCAAGCGCUGACAUUUACAUUACCGUCGACCAAAUUGCACAGUUGCACACUGGAGAUUUCAGUGGUAGAUCAAGGUAGUGAACGAGGUGGCAAAAGCGCCCAGUUGGGUUGUUUGGCUCUCGGUCCCGAUCAAAAUCCUGCUUCACCCGAACGCCAGCACUGGCAGGAUAUGGCCCAUAACGUCAGAAAGUCUAUCGCAAUGUGGCAUUUUCUGCAUUGAAAACACAUUGGAAAAACCAACACAAUUACACAACACCCACACAUACACAAAAAGAAAGAUAUAAAUUCCAUUUAAUUUAUUUUACGAUUUUUUUUUUUUUUUAAAGAUAGAGAAAUCUUUUACAUUUGAUUACGUGUUUCAUUUUCACACUUAGGAAACAAUUCACGUUUACGUACAAAUAUUAUAUUCUAAUUUCGAUGUCUGUCGUGCACUUCCAUCAACUUGGAUGUCCGUUGACCUUAAAAUUCAAUGUCAAUCCACCUCCUAUCUCAACUAUUUAUUCAAGUAAAGCUUUUCCCUAGAUGCUAUAUAAAAAAUUCAACUAAAAUUCUUUAUAUAGACGUGAUUUUUUUUCGUUGUUUCAGUCGAUUUCUUAUGCGUUAUUGAGUUUACUCAAUGUCUUUACGAUGUUUGGUACAUGUCAUACAAACACACGCCAAAAGCUUACAAACAAAAACGUUGACAAUUUUCAUUUGAUACGAAAUCACGUGCCAUUUUUUUUUUUUCUGUUUGACAUGGAACAAAAAUAUAUGUGUCUGAAAUUA